Molecule: messenger RNA, 1800 nt
Organism: Mucor velutinosus
Lineage: Eukaryota; Fungi; Mucoromycota; Mucoromycetes; Mucorales; Mucoraceae
Product: C2H2-type domain-containing protein
Exons: 7
Coding region: 1-1800 (599 amino acids)
Biological process (GO): amino acid transmembrane transport
Cellular component (GO): membrane
Molecular function (GO): amino acid transmembrane transporter activity
Source: RefSeq, a predicted model, not a curated record
AUGUUUCAUGGAAGAAGAAAGAGCAAGAGAAAAGACGAUCAAGGAAGCAGCAGUCGCAGCAACACUUUCAAUGACGAAGUAAUUGAGGAAAUCGACAUGAAUGACAUUAAACUCGACUCCAUGCGAUCCCGUAUAUCCAAUCCCGAGAAAAUUGGCACAAGCAGCUCAGCAUUCAACGAGGACAUUGAUAGAGUAUAUAGCAGAGGUCAAUCGGGAUCCAUAGGCGAUGUGAUAGACGACACUCCAAAGUUACAGAGAGGACUCAAGGCCAGACAUUUGACCAUGAUCUCAUUGGGUGGUACAAUUGGUACAGGUCUGUUUCUGGCUUCCGGUGCUUCUGUUGCCAAUGCUGGUCCAGGUGGUGCAUUGAUUGCCUAUGCUUUGAUCGGUAUCAUGGUCUUCUUUAUGAUGGAAUGCUUAGGUGAAAUGGCUACAUAUCUUCCCAUUUCAGGUAGUUUCAAUAACUAUGCUGGUAGAUUUAUCGACCCAGCUGUUGGAUUUGCCUUAGGUUGGAAUUACUGGUAUAAUUGGGCUGUCACUGUUGCUGUAGAAUUGACUGCUGGUUCCAUGGUCAUGGCGUAUUGGUUACCUCAUGUCCCCGGUUACGUGUGGUCAAUCAUCUUUUUAGUGAUCAUUUUGGCCUUGAACUUGUUUUCUGUCAAGGGUUAUGGCGAAGCAGAGUAUUGGUUUGCUUUGAUCAAGGUACUGACAGUCAUUGUCUUUAUCUUUUUGGGUAUCCUGGUCGAUACUGCAGUUUUGGGCGAUACUUACUACGGUGUUGCUACAUUCAAUGCUGGUGGCGUGCAAGGUUUAGGUGUAUUGAGCACAUUUUUGACGGCUGGUUUCUCUUUCCAAGGCACGGAAUUGAUUGGUGUCGCUGCUGGUGAAAGCGAAAAUCCUCGCAAAAACGUACCAAAGGCAAUCAAGCAAGUGUUCUGGCGUAUUGUCCUGUUUUACAUUCUCUCCAUUCUCAUUAUCGGUUUGAUUAUUCCCUACGAUGAUCCUCAACUCUUGAAUAGCGAUGUACAAAACAUUUCUAUUAGUCCCUUUACUCUAGUAUUCUUGAAGGCUGGUAUUGCUCCUGCUGCUCAUAUUAUGAACGCUGUCAUUCUGACAACUGUCUUGUCUGCUGGAAACUCGGGUCUGUAUGCUUCCAGCCGUACCUUGUUGGAUCUUGCAAUUGAAGGAAAAGCUCCCAAGAUUUUCAAGAGAAUUACAAAGAAUGGUAUUCCCAUUUACUGUGUCCUUUUGACAGCCGCUAUUGGUAUGCUUGCCUUUUUGACAUCUCUCUUUGGCAACGGUGUUGUGUAUAGCUGGCUCAUGAACAUUUCUGGUGUUGCUGGUUUCAUUGCAUGGCUGGGUAUCGCUGCAUCGCAUUGGAGAUUCCGUCGUGCCUAUGUUGCUCAGGGGUACAAGGUAGAGGAUCUUCCCUUCAAGGCCAGACUUUUCCCCGUAGGUCCCAUCUUUGCCUUUGGUAUCUGUUCAUUUGUAAUUGUCGGUCAAGGAUACGAUGCCUGGUUUGCUGAUCCUAUCAGUGCAAGUGAUAUUAUUGCAUGCUAUAUUGGUGUGCCUGUUGUCUUGAUUAUCUACUUGGGAUACAAAAUUGUAAAGAGGAGCAAGGUCAUUCCUUUAGUGGAAAUCGAUUUGAUCUCUGGUCGUGAAGAAUUCGAGGGACAUAAUUUUGAUGACGAUAAUGACAAGAAGAACGAUCCACUUGAAGGUGUCAGCGUGUUCAAGCCUUCUACUUGGAAGCGUAUUCCAUCAAAUUUGAAGUCUUGGAGAGACGCUUUCCACAACUAG